GCUCCGAGCCGUGGAGGGCGGAGGGUGGUGGCAGCGCUGGCGCUGGGGGACCGGCUCGGUGACUUCGGCAAACAGUUUGGCGCCGGCGGCCGCCAGCCUCACUCCACAGUCCGCCCUCGACACGGCUCGCAGCCUCCUCGCCGCCGGCAGCCCGCAAUGUGGCCCACCGUGCCGGUGUAGCAGCUGCGCGUGCGCGGAACCACGGGGCCAUGAGCAAAGCCGGCGGCUGCCGGGGCUGUGGGUGCCGGGUCCCCCAGCGAGCGUCAUGGAGCCUGGUGGCAGCGACGGCCGCGCUCUGUCUGGUGUUGGCCACGUUCGUGUGCACGGCAGGGGCCGCGCCCAUGAGUAGGGAAGAGAAGCAGAAGCUUGGAAAUCAAGUCCUGGAAAUGUUUGAUCAUGCUUAUGGCAACUAUAUGGAACAUGCCUACCCAGCUGAUGAGCUCAUGCCUUUAACCUGCCGGGGGCGUGUCAGAGGCCAGGAGCCCAGCCGGGGCGAUGUGGAUGACGCCUUGGGAAAGUUUUCCCUAACACUGAUUGAUUCUUUGGACACUCUUGUGGUAUUAAACAAAACUAAGGAAUUUGAAGAUGCUGUGAGAAAAGUUUUAAGGGAUGUUAAUUUAGAUAAUGAUGUAGUUGUUUCAGUCUUCGAAACAAACAUCAGAGUUCUUGGGGGUCUUUUGGGCGGACACUCACUGGCCAUCAUGCUGAAGGAGAAAGGUGAGCACAUGCAGUGGUACAAUGACGAGCUCCUCCAGAUGGCAAAGCAGCUGGGUUACAAGCUCCUGCCAGCUUUCAACACCACCAGCGGCCUUCCGUACCCCAGGAUUAAUUUAAAGUUUGGCAUCAGAAAACCAGAAGCCAGGACGGGAACUGAGACAGACACCUGUACAGCCUGUGCAGGCACCUUGAUCCUCGAAUUUGCUGCAUUGAGUCGAUUCACAGGAGCGACGAUAUUUGAGGAAUAUGCAAGAAAAGCUCUUGAUUUUCUCUGGGAGAAAAGACAGCGAAGUAGCAAUUUAGUAGGCGUGACUAUCAAUAUUCAUACUGGAGACUGGGUGCGCAAAGAUAGUGGAGUUGGAGCGGGGAUCGACUCAUAUUAUGAAUAUCUGUUGAAAGCCUAUGUCUUGCUUGGAGAUGACAGUUUUCUGGAAAGAUUUAAUACACAUUACGAUGCCAUAAUGAGGUAUAUUAGCCAGCCGCCUCUCCUACUUGAUGUGCAUAUUCACAAACCAAUGCUGAACGCUCGGACCUGGAUGGAUGCACUACUUGCCUUUUUUCCAGGUUUGCAGGUUUUAAAGGGUGAUAUUAGACCUGCUAUUGAAACUCAUGAAAUGUUAUACCAGGUGAUUAAAAAACACAAUUUUCUACCAGAGGCAUUUACUACAGAUUUCAGGGUCCAUUGGGCUCAGCAUCCUUUAAGGCCAGAGUUUGCAGAAAGUACCUACUUCUUAUAUAAGAACAGGAAACAGAAGUCACAGUCUUUAGGUAAUGUCCCAGUGGCUGGUGACCUCCUUAGCAGAAGAGAUUCAUCUUUAAAGCCCAGUUCUUCACCACUCCCAUCAUCCUUACUAAUGCCCUUUCAAUCUGCAUUCAAUUUAGUCAGCAUCACUGAGGACCUCUAUGAGCCAAGAGCUGAGCUUGGUGAGAAAAUGGAUUCUUUCUUCUUGGCUGAAAUGUUUAAAUACCUGUACCUGUUAUUUGCUGAUAAAGAGGACAUCAUUUUUGACAUAGAAGACUAUAUCUUUACAACAGAAGCUCAUCUGUUACCGCUUUGGCUUUCCACCACAAACCGAAGCAUCUCAAAGAAGAACACAACCUCAGAAUACACAGAACUGGAUGACAGUAAUUUUGACUGGACUUGCCCAAACACUCAGAUUCUUUUUCCUAAUGAUCCACUGUAUGCUCAGAGCAUCCGUGAACCCUUGAAAAACGUGGUGGAUAAGAGCUGUCCGAGAGGCAUCAUCAGAGUAGAGGAGAGUUUCAGAAGUGGAGCUAAGCCUCCUCUGAGAGCCAGAGAUUUUAUGGCCACUAACCCUGAACAUUUAGAAAUCCUGAAGAAGAUGGGGGUGAGUUUGAUUCACCUCAAAGAUGGGCGAGUCCAGCUGGUCCAACAUGCAAUCCAAGCUGCUAGUUCAAUUGAUGCUGAAGAUGGGUUGCGGUUCAUGCAGGAGAUGAUAGAGCUGUCCAGUCAGCAACAGAAGGAGCAGCAGCUGCCUCCACGAGCUGUCCAGAUUAUCUCCCACCCGUUUUUUGGCAGGGUCGUCUUAACUGCUGGACCAGCUCAGUUUGGGCUGGAUCUAUCUAAACACAAAGAGACACGAGGAUUUGUUGCAAGCAGUAAACCAUAUAAUGGUUGUUCAGAGCUCACUAACCCUGAGGCAGUGAUGGGAAAAAUUGCCUUGAUACAAAGAGGACAGUGCAUGUUUGCAGAAAAGGCACGCAACAUUCAGAAUGCUGGCGCCAUCGGUGGCAUCGUGAUCGAUGACAACGAGGGGAGCAGUAGCGACACAGCCCCCCUGUUCCAGAUGGCCGGCGAUGGGAAGGACACAGACGACAUCAAGAUCCCCAUGCUGUUCCUGUUCAGCAAGGAAGGCAGCAUCAUCCUGGACGCCAUCCGCGAGCACGAGCAGGUGGAGGUGCUCCUCUCCGACAAAGCCAGAGACCGAGCAGCCAUAUUAAAAGGUAAAAUGAUUCCAAGCUACAUUAUUAACAGUAAUCCCGAAAUGGAAAAUGAAGACCAGCCGUCUUCUGAAAAUGAUUCUCAGAAUCAGAGCGCAGAGCAGAUGCUCUCGCUUUCUCAGACAGUCGACUUGGCUGAUCAGGAGAGCCCUGAAAACCCUCCAGAUUCUCACUCAGAGGCAUCUCCAGCAGACAGUGAAGAAGCUGCCGGCUUUGCCCCUUCUGAACAGAUAUCUAGUUCCACAGAAAACCAGGAGACUACAAGUCUCGAUGGUGAAUGUACAGACUUAGAUAACCAACUUCAAGAACAAUCAGAAACUGAGGAAGAUUCCAGUCCUAAUGUCAGCUGGGGUACAAAGGCCCAGCCUAUAGAUUCCAUAUUAGCAGACUGGAAUGAAGACAUAGAAGCGUUUGAAAUGAUGGAGAAGGAUGAACUAUGAUUCUGUAAAGACUCUGCUGGUAGAUAUUUAAAAAGAAGAGGUAAACUGUGGUUUGUGACACCCUGUACCAAGCAGGCUCUCCUGGGAGGCUCUGAGCAUUGCUCAAGCACGUUCUGACUGGGUAAGAAGUCACCAUAGGAACCUGGAGCAUGCUGUGUUAGAGCUGACCUCACCGAGACUGUCCCAUCCAAAGUGGAAACUCACAAGCCCUCAAAUGGUGGUGUCAUCUAACCUGCAGCUCCCUGGCCAGGGAAAGAUGACUGGCCACUCCUGGGUAGACAAGAAGCCAAUUCAGCUAAUGGAACCUGGGAACAGAG
Mus caroli (Ryukyu mouse) is the source of this 3436-nucleotide messenger RNA. The record is from RefSeq and is a predicted model, not a curated record. Lineage: Eukaryota; Metazoa; Chordata; Mammalia; Rodentia; Muridae.